AUGGUUGCCAUCUACACGGAUCACGAUGAAGUGGACGAGUCGGUGUUGAGCGUUGCUGCUCUCUCACUGGCCACGUACGGGCAAACCGCCCAACACCCGCAACAGGCUCAGUCUGCACAGAAUGCCGCCGCUACGGCGAAGCAGUUGUCGCCAGCCGCAGUUCACUUCGUGAACAUCGGCGAAAAGCUCGAAGGGGACUACAAAUUCGGAUACGACACAGGCAAGGGAAACGAGAAUGGGCAAUCUUUCCGAGAAGAAACCAGACUCCCCGACGGUACCGUCAAGGGAGCUUACGGAUUCAUCGAUGCUACCGGUAAAAUGAGGAUCAUCCGCUACACCGCCGGAAAGGACGGAUUCAAGGCCGAGGGAGAUAUUUUCCAGGACGGAGCGCCUGCCAACACCCCCGGCCUCAACGGACCUGCCGCUGCUGCGGCUCCUCAGACAAAGUCUACCUCAACCUAAUAAUUCUCCUGAUGCUCACAGCAAGCCGCCCCACAGUACCAACAACCGGCUCCCCAGCCCCAAUAUCAGGCUCCCGCUCCCCAGCCCCAAUAUCAGGCUCCCGCUCCCCAGCCCCAGUAUCAGGCACCUGCUCCUCAGUAUCAACAACCCGCUUACCGUGCCCCCCAACCUCAACCCCAAUACCAACAACCCCAACCUCAAUACCAGCCUCAAUACCAACAACCUGCUCCCCAAUACCAGGCCCCACAAUACCGACCGCAGGCACCCGCUUACCAGACACCUGCUGCGCCCCAGUACGGACCGCAAACCAUUCAGUACCGACCAUCUGCGCCUGCCUACAACCAAUACCAGGCCCCUCAACCGUAUGCCUCGAACGCUUAUCCCGCCAGCCUAUCCGGAGGCUACCGUCAGCCCUCAACGGGAGGACUCUACGCUUCGGCAUCCGCUCAACGCGUUCAGCCCGCUUUCCCUGAUUUCUUCCGUCAGUCUUCUCAGACCCCUCAACAGUCCUAUCAAGCCGCUCCUCAGAAUUACAGAGCUCCGGUGAGCGCUGCCCCCGUCGCUCCAGUUCAGAAUUACGCCCCUCAGCAAUACAGACAAGCAGCUCCGUACUACCAGCAGCCACAACAGCAACCUCAGUACCAGCCCCGUCCCGCGCCCCGUCCCGCUCCCGCGACUUCUUUCGCCCCGACGAAUGAAGCCACUCCUAAGAAGAAGUACGAAGACGGUCAGUACGACCCCGAAUUGACCAAAGCUGGUCUCUACUACCCAGAAUUGUACGAGAAAAUCCCAGCUUCCGGUAAGGACUCCAACGGACUGGCCUCGGCUGCACCGGUUGCCCAGGGACCCAGACAGCUUCCGUAUUUUGACCCCAGCCUGCUGACUUAUAACAUCGGAACCCAGCCGAUUCAACAGCAAGAGCCCAAGCAAAAAUCCGCCUAGGAAGUUCAUACGAAGCAAAUUUAUUUAAAAUUCCCGCCUCGACUUCUGGUGAUGAUGAUGAUGAUGUACACAUUGUUCUUUGAAUCGAAGACGCUGGCCCACACUCCGAUUAUGUUCAAACUCCGUUUCUGCGAAAAAAAAUAUUGCAGAAACGGCUCUCUUUGAACACGCCGAGCCAUUCGCAUUCGAGCGACGAUGAUUGGAUCAUCGGGACGCCGAAAUUCCACGAUCAGUCUUCUAACCGGCGCCCGUGUUUUGCAGCUCCUUCGAAGAGAAACUAGGAUGUUUUGCCCGCCAUGAUCGACGAAGUCCUGGUCUGUCUUGAGAUGAAAGCUGCAAGCCCUUCCCUAUUGAGAGAAAUUCAGAAUCUCGAAACAUUUUCUUCACGAGUUUUCUUGAUUCAGGCAAGAUCGGAGAAGAGAGAGAAUAUAUCUCGGAUGCGCCACUAUUUUGGCCAAUGCUCUCUUUCUCUUGCGACGUGUCUCGUCCUAGGCAUGCCAAUCUAGUGUUUGGGAGGACCAAUCGGCGCUGCCUCGGAAGCGAACUUUGCUUUGCCUCCGCGAACUGACGCCUGAAGCUUACCAAGGGCGAUAAUAAUUCCACUCUCCCCCUCUUUCUCCGAUCCUUAAAUUAUUCAGUCAUCUCUGACGAGGUCUAAACUCCGUCGAGAAUGUGGAAUUCAGUGUGAGUGUUGAGCCAGCGUCUGCCUCUGUAAAUAGAUAGAGCCUUUCAGAAGCUUCCGAAGCCUCAUUCUCUCGAUCUGUUUCUAUUUGAACAAAUUCGCGGAAUAAUCUCAUGAAACCGCUCAUCGUUUCACAUCUUAGAUAAUCUUUGCCAUAUAAACAGUAAGCCACAGAGAGCCUCCUCGGAUUGCUCACGUGAGACCUUAGGGUCCUUGGCUACUGUUAUUGCUCUUCUUAGCGAGCGAUGGGGUUCAAGACAUUUGCUCCGUCAACUCAUGACCUACCCCUUGACGUCUUUUGAAGAGCCUCGUGUUGUAUUGAUAGAAAAAUAUUGAUGUCUAAAUCCGAGCAGGCUGAAUAUCAUUGACCUGUCGGCUCAGUCGGAGAAUCACCCAAUA
This is a messenger RNA of Galendromus occidentalis (western predatory mite), 2485 nucleotides long. Its product is annotated as extensin-2. The record is from RefSeq and is a predicted model, not a curated record. NCBI's taxonomy places the organism in Eukaryota, Metazoa, Arthropoda, Arachnida, Mesostigmata, Phytoseiidae. The transcript has 12 exons.